CUCUUUUCUUGCUUCUUCAUCAUCCUCCCCUUCUCUAUGACUCGGUUCGCUGCUUUGCAUUGACUUUGCUGUUACCCUCCCCCCUUCCAUUCGUUCUUUCUCUUGGCCGUUUGGCCGCCGCUCCUUACAGGGGUUCUCAAGCCCCGUUCAUUCUCUACCUGCAAGGCGGUUGAUCCAGUCCUUCGUUCGUUUCCAACUCUUUCUUCUAUCAAAUCCCGUGCUUCUUUUUAUUUUUAUUUUUAUUUUCUUUUCUUCUUGCCGACAAAUCCUUUCGUUAUCCAACCUUGGCUUGUGCUUGAUCGUCAUCCCUCAGUUUGUCUUGGAUCUUUGACUGGACACCGAAUUAAUGCUCUGGGAGAAAAACAUCGUCCUUUUUCCAUUCCUCUACAGAUCCUACUAUCGAACUGUUACGGUUCUCCUUAUCCUCAUUGAUACUUCUUCCAUUUUUAGUCGACACCCCUUUAUACUUGGACUUUGACCCACCCCCAGACCAGCAUGAGCCAUAGAAUUGCAGCGCGCCAUGGCGCUCACGUGGGGACAAGAUACCCGCGUAGACCGGAUAUUGUACCUCGAGACCGUCUACCGUUCCUUUCGGUUUCCGCACCCCCAACCAUGGUAAGGCGGAGUGACUCGACCCAAACAUGUGGAUCCGAUGGCGCGAGCAGUUGUCAACUGAAUGACACCACGGCCAAGAAUGCAACUUUGCCCGUUAUCCUGGGAGUCGUGAUUCCCGUCGUGUGUGCCAUCGUCGUUUUGAUUAUCUUGCAUCAAAGAUACCUGAGAAGACUUCGCCAGGAGGAUGCCGAAGACAAGACCCGUUCACUUGAUUAUGGCCUGGGUAAUGUUGGAACCUCUGGCCAACAGAACAUGGAGGAGAAAUCCGAUCAGAAAGGCGGCAAAUAUGUGUCUCUGGACAUGACCAACCCGAACAGUCCAUACCUCCUUCCCCCCGGCCUCACGCACUCACGUGAAUCAUUGCAUUCCUUGUCCAGGACGUUCAGCGAUGACAACAAGUACCGACCUGCUGAUUCUCUCUUCCGGAGUGAUGCUGCUUCAUUGCGGACCCGAGGACCAGUGGAUGACGCCUCCAGCUUCACUGGAUCGGCCAGGCUUCACACACCACCGGAUGAUAUGAAUCAAGGCCUCUUGAAGAAUGCUCAAAGAAUUUCGAGGUCCUCCCCCCCGCUUUUCAAGCUGGCUGAUAACGAGCCCGAAAGCCCACAAAAUGCUGGCUCCAGUCGUGACCCAUCACAACUUAAUCUACCAACGGCUAUUAGUCCCGGUUUAGCAGUGGGAGACGAUUCGCAGAACUCCCAUGUCAGCGGCUCGAACUCCGUGGCCACGGAUUUCAGAAGAAGCAACGAUUACUUGAGCUCGUCCGUCCACCGUGACAGUCCAUCUCCGGACGCCUCUCACAGCGCUGAUCCUGCUCACGUUGAAGUCGUCGUUUCCGAUUAUUCGAAUUCCUCCGACUUUCCAUUGCCUCCCACGUCAGCCUCCCACCAUGACAAUCUCGCUACGGCACAAGUAAACCUGGAGCCUACCCAAGCGUCCUCCAUGCAUGCCCCGAGGAUUUCACUCCCAUUGAGUGAUGGUGCUAGUGACUAUGGCGAUGGCAGGAAUUCAACCCUUAAUCCGGUAGUGAAGGUGGAUGGAGUGGAGGACAAGAGUGCGGCGAGCAAAGAGACACUCGGUAACCCUGCUGUGGCCUCGCGAGAGUCAGUUUACAGCACCACCGGAGGGGCUGAUGCCCGUCGUAUGACCUUUGGAUUGCGCCCGCUCCCUCCAGAGGAUCCCGCAGAAGAUCCGGAGCAGCGUGCUAAUCGGAUCCGCUCUUUUUACAAAGAGUAUUUUGAUCAAAAUCGGACUGAGAAUGGCGAAUACCAUCAAGAAUUUGGUCCUGAGUUCUAUGCGGAUAGCGCUGUGUAUGACCCCGUCACAGGAGAACCUCUUGGAAUACCUAGACCAUUUGCUGAACCGUACGCUCGUCGUGCAAUGACUCCGCCUCCUCGCGCUCCUCCAAGAUUCCAGGGAGCAGCUCGUCAUAUGGCCACAGGCUCCACCGGCAGCGGCUUUGAUCUACCCAGCCCCCGCGUUUUCUCCUCUGCCUCUGGACGUUUCCCUGGUCCUCAAGCCCCGCGCAAGCCAAUCCCCCCUCCGGCACCUCUCAAGAUCCUUCCAUCUCCCCACUCGCUGAAAGAUGACUUCUACAACCAGUCCAUUGAGUAUGUCCGCCCGGGAUUCGAUGACCGACCUGACACGGCUAUGAGCCGACGAGCCGCCACUCCUAUUCUCGCUUCGCCAUUCGAGGAACUUUCCGUAUUACCAAGCCCGCACGCUUUGCGGAAAUCAGGAGCCUAUACAAAUCUGGAUUUUGCUCCGCCGCCUAGGUUUAAGACAGGUGACACUUCAAGCGAUACAGGCAGUAUUCACAGCAACCGCACAGGACUCUCGGCUGCUCAGCUGUAUAAUAUCCGCUCGGGUGCGUACCGCGUCAGUCGUUUGCCUGCAGAUACCGUGGGUACCAAGGAUGAUCUUCUCGCCAACCUGGGCCGUCCCGACUGGAACAUGGGGCGUUGAAAAAUUCGACGUCUUUUGACCAAUCUCGACUGCCUCUGGUUCUGGGCCUAAUGAUAUAUAUCUGUUUUUUUUUUUUUUUUUUUUGCCAUCCUCUCUUCAAGUUACGAUCUGUCACUUGUUGAUCUCCUUGAUAUUAUUUGGCGCUUUGCUGCAAAUAUUGGGACGAUUUUCUUUUUCUGCUUUUCUAUUUCCUUCCAGAUCGUGCCCUCUUAUCCUGAGACGUUACAGGCGUAAUUAACACUGGCGUUUCGUGCUGUUGUGCUUACUUUUAUAUUAUAUUUCCCGCCAUCGCCUUGGGAACCUUGUCCUUAUAUUUGCACAUUGCAAUGGAUAUCAAGAUGAUUCUUAAUUUGUUGAUGUCGCUUACUCUUGGACAUAUUGCCUAGUCAUUUCUUGGAUGUAAUGCAAGAGGGGAUAUAGCGAAAGGGCAAGGCUGUAAUUCAAUAUUUUCUAGUGAUUAGCAGGGUACAUGUGCAGACGGCUUCAUAAGAGGAAUAGGUUACCAUUUGUGAGAGUCAAGUCUGAAUUGGAUUCCUCAAUAACUUCCUCGUCAUGAUUCAUUCAUAUAACAUAUAUCAUCCAGAAACAGAGGGAUGAAUAGCUGACAGGUGUCCCUACUUCCAGAUUCAAAAUGAAGACGAGUAGGAAGGAAAAACUAACUAGCUUGGGAACCCUAAAAGACCAGGUUCCUCGUCUGUUUGAAGUCCUUGACCUUGAUAUCUCGCCAGAAUACAGUACUGAACGGGCCCAGCGCCAGGAUAGCUGUGCUUACAAUCCGCAUAAUGCGCUGGGUAUCACUAUAGGCGGUAUUGACGUCAUCCAGAUAGGGAGUUCCCUUGGGGCCCGGCCAUCUGGGCCAGGGGGGUGAUCCGUAGAUGGCUUGGAUGGAUGCAUCAGACGGCAGGUACUUUCUCAAUUUUUUGUCUGUGAAGACACCGGUCCAGAUGACUGUGGCAACAGUCUGGCCAAUUGCGCUGCCGAUGGCGGAGAAAAGGUCGAGAAUGGCGAUGAUAGCGGCGAUGUGCUGAUGGUCUGAGGGCGCCAUCAUCGCCAUUUCACCGCAAAUCACCAUAGUACCGCCAGCAAGGCAUUGAAGAUCUGCGUCAUGACGACAUACCUGAUAUUGGAAUGGGCGAAGCGGAAAUGGAUUAUUAGGCCCUCUGCCAGCAACACGAGGGGGAUGGCAAAGUACACGGCAAGCCAUUUGAAGCAUCAAGACACCCACGACGAGGGCCCAGAAGCACGCCCACGCGGCACAUGGCUGAAAUGUAGGUGACUUGGGGGAUGUUCUGUCGUAUACCACCAUGAGCAUGAAGUAUGCACCCCAGAUGGCGGAGCUGGCGAAGACGAAGACGAGCAUCAGACCGCCGAAGAAAACGGUUCUGUCCAGGGGCAAGCGGAAGGGGACGAAGGGAACUGGGGCUAAGAAGGGUUCAUACAAAGCGAAGACAACCAGAAGGACUCCGCCGAAUGUGAUCAUGCAUAUGAUCAUCGGAACAGUGCCAUCCCGCCGGCAAGG
Molecule: messenger RNA, 4099 nt
Organism: Monascus purpureus
Lineage: Eukaryota; Fungi; Ascomycota; Eurotiomycetes; Eurotiales; Aspergillaceae
Source: the annotation of a GenBank genome assembly